AUGUAUUCAGUAACGAAAGAUUUUAUGAACAAAGAAGCACCGCCGAACUAUGUUGCAGGGCUUGGCAGAGGUGCAACUGGCUUCACAACACGAUCUGACAUUGGUCCAGCCAGAGAAGGUCCAUCUGACUUCAGUGAUUCUUUACAGAAAAAAGUACAGCAAGAUGAGGAUGAUGACGAUGAGAGGUUUCAAGACCCGGAUAACGAAACCGGGCUCUUUUCCAGUGCUCCCUAUGAAGAAGAUGACGAGGAAGCAGAUAGGAUAUAUGAUGCCAUCGAUCAAAAGAUGGACGAGAGACGCAAAGCCAGAAGGGAAGCUCGCGAGAAGCAAGAACUAGAGAAGUACAGAGCAGAGAGACCGAAAAUUCAACAACAAUUUGCCGAUCUCAAGCGCGGUCUUUCUGCUGUUACCGAUGACGAGUGGGCAAAUUUACCUGAUGUCGGAGAUCUCGUUGGCAAAAAUCGUAAGAAGACAAAUUUGAGAGAGAGAUACUAUGCCGUGCCGGACUCGCUACUUGAAAAAGCAAAGCAGGAGAGUCAGUAUGUUACACAGUUAGAUGUACAGCAACAGAAAUACGGUGGGUUCACAACCCCAGCGCCUGAUUCUGGCAUGAUGACCAAUUUCAUUGAAAUCGGGCAAGCUAGAGAUAAAGUGCUAAGUUUAAAAUUAGAUCAAAUAUCAGACUCGGUUAGCGGUCAGACCACCGUUGAUCCCAAAGGCUACUUAACAGAUUUAAAUAGUGUUGUGAUAAAAAGUGAUGCAGAAAUUGGAGAUAUAAAAAAAGCCCGUCUAUUGCUAAAUUCCGUAAUAUCAACGAACCCUAAACACGCACCCGGAUGGAUUGCUGCUGCUAGAUUAGAAGAAGUAGCCGGGAAAUUGUCGCAAGCCAGAUCCAUAAUCUCCAAGGGGUGUGAAGAGUGCCCUAAGAGCGAAGACGUCUGGUUAGAGGCAGCACGCCUGAAUACUAAUGAAACUGCAAAGACAAUUUUAGCGAACGCCGUUAGACAUCUUCCUCAAUCCGUCAAGAUCUGGCUUCAAGCCGUCAAAUUAGAAACUGACGCAAAGUCAAAAAAGAAGAUUCUUCGAAGAGCUCUUGAAUUUGUUCCAAACUCUGUAAAACUCUGGAAAGAAGCCGUAAACAUGGAAGACAACCCGUCGGAUGCUCGUAUCCUCCUGGCUCGUGCAACAGAGCUUGUUCCACUUUCUGUUGACCUGUGGUUAGCCUUGGCUCAUUUAGAAACGUACGAAAACGCCAAAAAAGUUCUCAACAAGGCUCGCACUCAUAUUCCAACUUCCCAUGAUAUUUGGAUAGCCGCUGCUCGCUUGGAAGAGCAACAAGGGAACGAAAAAAUGACGGACAAAAUUAUCGCACGUGCAGUGAUCGUGUUGUCCGAGAAAGGGAGUGUUCUGGGUAGGGAACAAUGGUUGCAGGAAGCAGAGAAGUGCGAACAAAAAGAGAGCAUUGGAACUUGCCAGGCUAUCGUAAGGAACACGAUUGGUAUGGGAUUAGAAGAACAAGAUAAAAAGGCAGUGUGGACAGAAGAUGCCGAGAGUUGUGUUGCACACAAGUCUAUUGAGACGGCGCGAGCGAUUUAUGCACAUGCAUUGAAAAUCUUUCCUGGAAAGAAGUCGUUAUGGAGGCGGGCGGCGUUUUUGGAGAAAUCCUAUGGAACAGGGGAUUCAUUGGAGGAAUUGUUGCAAAGAGCGGUUAGGUUCUGUCCUCAGGCUGAAGUUCUGUGGUUAAUGGGCGCUAAAGAGAAGUGGUUAGCAGGUGAUGUAGAUGGCGCGAGGGCAAUUCUAACUGAAGCUUUCCGCGCAAACCCAAAUUCCGAGCAAAUAUGGCUAGCGGCUGUAAAACUCGAAGCAGAGAAUGGCGAAUACGAGCGUGCUCGCAUGCUUCUUCAGAAAGCUCGUGAACAAGCUGGAACAGAAAAAGUCUGGAUGAAAUCUAUUGUCCUUGAACGACAACUCGGACGAACGGAUGAAGCUCUGUCCAUGCUUGACGAGGCUCUUGCAAAAUAUCCUACGUUCGAUAAACUAUGGAUGAUCAGAGGGCAGAUCGAAGAGGAAAAACAAGGCUUGUCGGUGGCGAGAGCGACGUAUAACAAGGCUGUGAAAAACUGUCCAAAAAGCGUACCAUUGUGGAUAUUGUCUUCCAGGUUGGAAGAAAAGGCUGAUCUAUUGAUUAAAGCAAGGGCUACGUUGGAACGGGGACGGUUGUUGAAUCCAAAAACCCCGGAAUUGUGGUGUGAGGCUGUUCGAGUUGAAUUGAGAGGCAAUAACGUAAACAUGGCGAAGGCUUUGCUGGCAAAAGCUCUGCAGGAAUGUCCCAAUUCAGGCCUGCUCUGGUCGGAAGCAAUCUUCAUGGAACCUCGAGCACAAAGAAAGACGAAAUCGGUGGACGCGCUUAAAAAAUGUGACAAUGACGCUAUUGUUAUAACCACUGUUGCUCGCCUCUUUUGGGCAGAGCGUAAAGUUGCGAAAGCUCGCACUUGGUUUGAGAAAUCGAUAAAGGUGAACCCUGACAUGGGUGACUCUUGGGCGUGGCUCUAUAAAUUUGAGCAACAGCAUGGAACCGAGCAGCAUCAGCAGGACGUGAUUUCUCGGUGUGUUGCUGCUGAACCACAUCAUGGCGAGAAAUGGCAGGUUGUCGCAAAGGAUAUGAAAAAUGUAGGAAAGAAUACAGAGGAGCUUUUGAAGAUGGUGGCUGAGCAGUUGUCAUAA
This is a messenger RNA of Paraglomus brasilianum, 2724 nucleotides long. The record is from the annotation of a GenBank genome assembly. NCBI's taxonomy places the organism in Eukaryota, Fungi, Glomeromycota, Glomeromycetes, Paraglomerales, Paraglomeraceae.